Molecule: messenger RNA, 2107 nt
Organism: Camponotus floridanus (Florida carpenter ant)
Lineage: Eukaryota; Metazoa; Arthropoda; Insecta; Hymenoptera; Formicidae
Product: probable tRNA (uracil-O(2)-)-methyltransferase
Exons: 3
Coding region: 176-2038 (620 amino acids)
Biological process (GO): tRNA methylation
Molecular function (GO): tRNA (uridine) methyltransferase activity
Source: RefSeq, a predicted model, not a curated record
GCUUCAAGCAGCAUGCCUCAGAAUCUGAUGAGGAACGGAUACAGCAAAUUAUGGAACGAGCAUUAUUAGAUGCCAAGUGGGUGAUACAAAAGUAUAAACAACCAGGUAGCGCUUCAAAAUGAUAAAUAAUCACUAUACAUCUUAAUAUCUACAUGUAUUAGUAAUAGAUAGAAAAAUGAAUUUUGAACAGAUUGCUAGCGAGAACACCAAUAGCAGUGUCUUGCAAUUUUGGAAAGCUAUUGCAAUCUGGAUGAAAAAUCCUCAUGUUGUUAAUCGUAGGAUUCUAGGAUCUCGGGAAUUAUUAACGAUCAAAGUCAAUUGCAAUGUUCUGGAUAUUUUCGAACGUAUUGACAAGCUCCAUAUCCAACCUAAUGACUUUAAAUAUGAUUUAUUUUCAAGAAAUGUAAAAGACUUAUUAGAUACCUUAAAUAUCACAGAAUAUUGUCAAUCAUUUGAAUGUAUGGAUCCAUUUGAGAUAUUAAACGAUGAUAAAGUGUAUCUGUGCAUAAAAAAACUUUUGCCUCGCAACACGCAGAUAUUCUCGCCUACGCUGGAAUUUAUAUUUAUCGACAAGAGGUCCGCCAACGUUAUUAGUUUCCACAAGCUGAUGAACCUGGAUAAACAGUCUCUAGGUCCAAAUACAGCUUACGGUAUACAGCAUCACGAAUACGGCUCCACCUGUAUAAAUGUACAUAAAUCGGAUGCUGAUAAUUGUAGCAAAAGUUGUGACUGGUUGAGAUUCAAGUUCUUUCCGCGUUUGAUAAAGUGGAUGGAAAGCGAGAACGAUAUAGCCAGUUCAAAAAUCAGUUCUCUCAGUCUCAUCUCCAUCGAGAAAUAUACCUUGUUAUACAAUCGCUUAAAGGAGAAGUAUGGCGCGAAGAUGGUGGAGAUAUGGCCAGAGAACACAGAUCCGGCAAAGUUUGUUUAUGAGGAUAUUGCGAUCGCGACGUACCUGUUGCUACUAUGGGAAAAAGAGAGAUUAGAAAAAGGUACGCAGGAGCUGCAAUCAUUCAUCGAUCUCGGCUGUGGCAACGGUCUUCUCGUCCACGUUUUGUCUAGCGAAGGUCACAGAGGAACGGGAAUCGAUUUGCGUAGGAGAAAGAUUUGGGACUUAUUCUCAAACAGUACUCAUUUGCAAGUCAGCACAAUUGUUCCAUCCUCGGAGACAAUUUUCCCCGGAGUGGAUUGGAUCAUAGGGAAUCAUUCGGACGAACUCACUCCGUGGAUCCCGGUGAUUGCGGCGCGCAGUUCCUACGAAUGCCGAUUCUUUCUGCUGCCGUGCUGCGCCUACGAAUUCGACGGCGCAAAAUAUCGGCGGUGCAAUGCCGGCGAGAGUCAAUAUUCGGAGUACAUGUCUUACGUCAAGAGCGUAUGCGAAGGCUGUGGCUUUCUGACAUUAGUAGACAGGUUGCGAAUCCCGUCGACUAAGCGAACUUGUUUCAUCGGAUGGGAAAGGACCUACGCGAAAGAAAGAUCUGUGAUGAUAGAUGCUGACAUUCAGAAAAUCAUCAAUGCGAGGUCGACAAUUGUCACGUCAUUUGAAAAAGAAACCGUAGGAAGCGAAGCGAAGGAUGAUCCGUGGUCUUCAAGCUUCAAACCGAGGAGUUCGGUGGAGCAGGCGCGGAACUGCACGCAAUUGGAUAGAGAACUAGUUGUCAAUAUAGUCAACGUGAUUGCGGCACAUCUUUUAGGCGUUAAUCGUAGAAUAUCAUUGGAAUGGAGACCCGGUGAAACGUGGAAUGCUGGUGGGCAGAUCGACAUCGGCGAAGCGGCAAAGUUAUUGGCACCCGAAAUGCUGCAACAUCUACGAAACGAGUGUGGAGGAUUGCAAACUUUAUUGAAGAAUCAUAAUCACAUUUUCUUUGUCACCCAAGGAAAAGUACAGUUCAGGGCUCCUGGCUUCGUUAAUAAGAGGAAGAGAGUCAAGAGGAAAAGGAACAAUAGCGAACCAUUGAGAAAAGUUAAGCCUUGUUGGUUUCAUAAGAAUCAUCCCGAUGGGUGUCCUGCUCUCGAGGUCGACUGUGAUUUUCAACAUUAAGUUCCUUCAUUGCUUAUUCAGUGAAGUUGUGUUUCAUACUUUAGAAGUCUAUUAUUUGAGUGCGGUGAU